CCGUAGAUUUUCUCCUAUCCAUCCCUAGUCCGACGACAGUUUUCAGUUUCAGUUGGCGACUCCGGCUGCCGGCAUUCCCGUCGCAGCUACUUCGACAUGGCCGCGCUUCAGACGGCAUUCCAUCCACCUGCCUACUUCAACGAUCGGAAUACUAACUCAAUUCCGAUAUCCAAAGCCAGCCUACACUGUUCCAAUUCAACCUCAGCUCAAAACCUACCUCCAAGUUCAAAUUCAGCCUACGCAUUUCGGCGAAUGUACGUUUCUCACGCAAUAAAAAAUCAUCGAGCAAAAUGUUCGGAGGAAGUAAAUAUUAAUGCACUACGCAUAAUUGUGAAAUGGUUUGAUCUGAUUCGAGAUGUCUUCCCCGGCGGUCGUUGGUGGAAUUUGAGAGAUUUUGAGCAAAAUGUUGAUGGUUCGCCAAUUGCAGCGGAGCCGAUAACUGUUUUACAAGCUCUGAGAGAAAUGUGGGCAUUGUUAGCUGAUGAGAAAUGGAUUUUGUACACAGCGUUAGGCGCGUUGGCCGUCGCGGCGGUCUCAGAGAUAACAAUCCCAGGAAUACUGGCAGCAUCAGUUUUUUCAGCUCAAAAUGGUGAGAUGUUGGUGUUCUAUCAAAACUCAUGGCUUCUGAUUUUAUUGUGUAUCACAUCAGGAAUAUGCAGUGGGUUGCGAAGUGGAUGUUUUGCUGUUGCAAAUGUGAUUUUGGUUAAGCGACUUAGGAAAGCUGUAUAUAGAUCUCUUCUUCUUCAGGAUGUAUCAUUUUUUGACACGGAAGCAGUUGGUGACUUGACUAGCAGGGUUAGUACAGAUUGCCAGAGGUUAUCUCAGACUGUUGGAAAUGAUAUACACAUGAUCCUUCGUAAUAUUUUCCAGGGUAUAGGCGCAUAUAUCUGCUUGAUGACUUUGUCAUGGCCUCUAGCACUGUCAUCACUAGUAAUAUGUUGUAUUUUAUCACUGAUUUUCCUAAUCUAUGGGCAGUACCAGAAGAAAGCAGCACUGCUUGCCCAAAAUUUUGUUGCCUCUUCCAAUGAAGUUGCACAAGAGACAUUUUCUUUGAUUAGAACUAUCAGAGCAUAUGGGACAGAAAAAGAAGAACUUCAGAGGUUCACACGGUGGAUUGAAAGAUUAGCUUCUGUGGGCAUGCGAGAAAGUGUAGCAUAUGGAUUAUGGACCCUUAGUUUCAGUAUUCUUUAUCGAUCAACACAAGUACUGCUCCAUCUUUUACAGUCUAUCCUAUGUUUUGAAGUUUGUAAGACUGCAAAUACGAAAGUUAACAUGCUCUCUCUCUCUCUCUCUCUCUCACCAAGAGAUCUUGUCUGGAUUCCAAGUUAUGUUUUGCAGGUGUUAGCAGUUAUUUUUGGGGGAAUGUCUAUUUUGAGUGGUCAUGUGUCUACUGAGCAACUGACCAAGUAUAUUUUGUACUGUGAGUGGUUGAUCUAUGCUGCCUGGAGAUUGCAAGACAGCAUGUCAUCAUUACUUCAGUCUGUUGGAGCCUGUGCUAAGGUUUUUCAGUUGAUGCAUCUUCCACCAAGUAGUGAAUUCAUGUCGAAAGGAGUGAAAUUGCAGAGGCUAGUAGGAUGUGUUGACUUUGUGAAUGUAUCAUUUCACUAUUCGUCGAGGAAGAUGGUUCCUAUUCUGGAAAAUGUGAACUUCUCGGUAAAAGCUAAUGAAAUGGUUGCAAUAGUGGGCGCCAGUGGCAGCGGGAAAAGCAGUUUACUCAGUCUUUUGCUGCGCCUCUACGAGCCUACCAAAGGAGAGAUACUUGUGAAUGGCAUUCCUCUGAGAGAGAUGGAUAUGAGGUGGUUGAGAGAGAACAUCGGCUACGUCGGACAGGAACCCCAUCUUCUCCACAUGGAUAUCAAGUCCAAUAUUACAUACGGCUGCUCAAGAAGCAUUGUUGGAGAGGAAGAGAUCGAAUCUGCUACAAAGAAUGCACAUGCCCAUGAAUUCAUAUCCACCCUCCCUCAGGGCUAUCAUACCAUCAUCGAUGAUAAUCUUCUAAGUGGGGGACAAAAGCAACGCAUAGCUAUUGCAAGGGCCCUCCUCAGAGACCCCAUCAUCUUGAUUUUUGAUGAGGCUACCAGUGCUCUCGAUGCAGACAGUGAAGGCUAUAUCAAAGAGAUUCUUCAAGUACUGAAGAACAAUGCAGAUAGACGAAUGACAAUGAUCAUAGUUGCACAAAGGUUGUCUACGAUAAAAGAGGCGGACAAAAUUGUGGUACUGGAGGAUGGCCAAGUAGUUGAGACGGGUACAUACAUAGAGCUCCAUAACAAGAAUGGAGUGUUUUCUCGUUUAUUCAAAUUGCAGACAGACGCCACCCAUUUCGACUAGCCUGAGGCGAGACCACUUGAUAUUAUGUUGCAAAUUGAAACAACAAAUAUCGUUAUCUGACUAUCUCACACUUGCGACCUAAAUUGCACAAAAAAAAAGGCGGUGAAGAACAAUGGUGACUGUGUCCAGGUUCCCUGCAAUGCAAAAGCUACAAUCGACACCACGAGUUUUGUGCAGGAAGAGAGAGAAAGAGAACAAUUCUCCUUACAAAGUCAUUGUUAUCACUCCUCCGCCAAAAAACCUCGGCGUUCGCUGUUUCCCCCUAAUCUGCAGUGUGGUGAGAGUGUGACAAUAGAAGGGCAGACAUAUACGAUAUCAGCUGUAACUCAUCGUUAUCAGCUCAGGAAAGGGAAAUACGAACCUAGUGAGAAACGGCUUGAUGUGCUAUCAACUGGAAGAUACUUAUUGAAUUUGUAUUUGGAAACUUUGCUUCAACAAUCUUGAUUACUUUUCUCACCAUUCAUCUUGUUCAUUAUUUUUCACUUGUGCUUUUAUGUAACGGAAUGUACAAACAGGACACAGUUCUAGAUUCGCAGUUAUUAUUGCACGGUGAACAUAUGAACACAAGCUGUUAGAGAACU
Messenger RNA from Salvia splendens (bonfire salvia), 2909 nucleotides. Its product is annotated as ABC transporter B family member 26, chloroplastic. The record is from RefSeq and is a predicted model, not a curated record. The transcript has 20 exons. The coding region runs from base 97 to 2328 and encodes 743 amino acids. Gene Ontology annotation, molecular function: ATP hydrolysis activity; ATP binding; ABC-type oligopeptide transporter activity. NCBI's taxonomy places the organism in Eukaryota, Viridiplantae, Streptophyta, Magnoliopsida, Lamiales, Lamiaceae. Gene Ontology annotation, cellular component: membrane. Gene Ontology annotation, biological process: transmembrane transport.